AUGCGUUUGUCUCUCUCCCUUUUUUGCGCGUCGCUGUGCGCCGUCCAGCAGGCGCAGGCUGAGCUCAGGAAUGUUUUUGCCCACUACAUGGUUGGCGGCAUGAGUGGCAUCGACCAGGCUGUCACCGAUGUGACCGGCGCCAAAACCCUCGGCAUCGACGCUUUUGCGCUGAAUGUGCAGAAUGUUGCAGACUCAUGGUCCACCAACGCCAUCGGCUGGCUUUUCAAGGCUGCUGAGGAAAAGGGAUUCCACCUUUUUUUCUCAUUCGAUGUGGCCGUCCUCUCCGACGUGUCCGAGUUCUUGCCACUCUUCAAGAAAUAUCAGUCGAGCUCCGCCUAUUACCACCACGACAGCAAGCCUUUCGUCAGCACCUUUGACGGUGGCAAGCUCACCUUCGGGCAAGCCUCGCCCAACGCUGGCUGGCAGUCCAAGUUCAAGGACGUGCUAAAGUCCGACGGUAUCACGCCAUUUUUCGUUCCCGACUUUGACGACUAUGGCGGCUCCUACGAUGCCUCUUUCUUCAACACGUACAGCGUCGUCGAUGGUGUCAUGAACUGGGAGUCGGCCUGGCCAACCGAGGGCGAUGGAAAGGUCGCCGCGAACUCUGCCAUUGACAAGUCGAGCAUGAGCGCUGCGCACGCUGCCGGCAAGGUGUACAUGAUGCCUCUGUCUUCUUUCCAGUCCAAGCACCUCAAGGCCGGCCAGAACUGGUACCGUCGCGGCGAGCUCACUCUCACGCAACGCAUGACGCAAGCUCUCGAGCUGGGACCGGACUUCAUCGAGCUGCUGACUUGGAACGACGCCGGCGAAGGCCACUACUUUGGCAACGUCUGGAACGACUCCAUCUCCAGCAACCAGCCAAUCGUGGAUGUCACCGAAGGCUUCGACCACACCGCCUGGCAGUCUAUCAUCGCGCCUUUCAUCACUGCGUAUAAGGCCAAGGCGACCACAGCCUCUGCCAUCACGCCGUUUGGUGAUUUUGCCGGUUCUAUUUGGUAUCGCACGCUGCUGACGACCGCGAGCUGCUCGGGUGAUUCCCUGGGCAAGCCUAGCGGCGCACAGAAUGCCGAGGACGUUGUCAACGUUGCGGUUCUGCUGCCAAAGGGUACUACCGGUACGCAGGUCAAGGUCUACAGCGGUGGCUCUCUUCUUAAGACGCUGGAUGGUGUGGCUGGUCUGAAUGCGUGGAGCGUGACCGGUCUGAAGACGGGUGCCGUGCGUGUCGAGUUGAUCAAGGGUGGAAAGGUCAUUGGCGCGGCGAGCGGCGGCAAGGAGGUCAAGGCCGAUGCCAGUCUGUGCAACUACAAUUACGAGGUUGUCAAGAUUGCUUAG
Messenger RNA from Aplosporella prunicola CBS 121167, 1332 nucleotides. RefSeq names its product glycoside hydrolase family 71 protein. The record is from RefSeq and is a predicted model, not a curated record. The transcript has 2 exons. NCBI's taxonomy places the organism in Eukaryota, Fungi, Ascomycota, Dothideomycetes, Botryosphaeriales, Aplosporellaceae. Gene Ontology annotation, molecular function: glucan endo-1,3-alpha-glucosidase activity. Bases 1 to 1332 code for a protein of 443 amino acids.